AUGAAGCUGCUGAGACGCAACUUCGACAAUGAGGGCGGCGGGGAGGUGCGCGUGGAGGCUGUGGAGGCCGAGGACAUGUGGCAGCUGUACAACCUAAUCCACGAAGGCGACGUGGUGAAGGCGAAGACGUCGCGCAAGGUGCAGAGGGAGACGGCCACCGGCUCGCAGGUGUCGGAGAAGGUGAUGCUCAACCUUGCCGUGCGUGUGGAGGACAUCGACUUUGAUCCUGAGGGCUCAACCAUUCGCCUCAAGGGAAAGAACGUGGAGGAGAACAAGUUUGUCAAGCUGGGACAAUACCACACGCUGGAGCUUGGACUGCGGCGUGCGUUUACGCUGCGAAAGACAGAAUGGACCUCUGUCGAGCUGGAGCGACUCGAGCUGGCCGUCAACCCAGUCAAGUCUGCUGAUCUUGCAGCCGUCCUCAUGGAGCCAGGUACGGCAAACGUGUGCUUGAUCACCACAAAUAUGACGCUUGUGCGCGCCAAGAUCCUCGUCAACAUUCCCAAGAAACGCAAGAUGAACGCAUCCGCACGCGACAAGGCGCUGACACGCUUCUUUGACGAGGUGUUCCAGGCCAUCCGCAAACACAUCGACUUUGAUGUUGUCAAGGCAGUCAUACUCGCCAGCCCCGGCUUCCUCGCUGAGGACUUCUUGAAGUAUAUGUUGGCAAAGGCGACGCAACAUGACAUUGCAGCUAUCAAAAACAACAAAGGAUGCUUUAUGACCGUCACAUGUCCUUCGUCGCACGUGCACGACCUCAAGACUGUGCUGGCAAAUGAGGAGGUGCAAGCGCGCGUGAAAGACACAAAGGCGGCGCAAGAAGUGCAUGCGCUGAAUGCGUUCUUUGAGAUGAUGAGCAAAGAGCCCGACCGCGCAUUCUACGGCUACAAGCACGUGCUCUUGGCGACGGAGAAGCACGCUGUGGAGACGCUUCUCAUCACAGACUCACUCUUCCGCUCGAACAACAUCGUGGAGAGGAAGAAGUACGCAGCCCUCGUUCUCAUCACAGACUCACUCUUCCGCUCGAACAACAUCUUUUCGAGCUUACACGUGUCUGGGGAACAGCUUGCACAAAUAAGCGGGAUUGCGGCGAUCCUGAGAUUCCCCCUGCCGGAGAUUGAGGAUGAGGCGGACAGUGACAGCAGCGAUGACGAUGAUGGCGACGAUGAUGAUGGCGAUGACGACGACGACGAAGAGGGAGGGGAUGGGGAUGGCAGAGGGCUAGAGUAG
Messenger RNA from Salpingoeca rosetta, 1230 nucleotides. RefSeq lists its product as uncharacterized. The transcript is spliced from 11 exons. NCBI's taxonomy places the organism in Eukaryota, Choanoflagellata, Craspedida, Salpingoecidae. Gene Ontology annotation, cellular component: cytoplasm. Bases 1 to 1230 code for a protein of 409 amino acids. The record is from RefSeq and is a predicted model, not a curated record. Gene Ontology annotation, biological process: nuclear-transcribed mRNA catabolic process, no-go decay; ribosome disassembly; nuclear-transcribed mRNA catabolic process, non-stop decay.